Molecule: messenger RNA, 1401 nt
Organism: Striga hermonthica
Lineage: Eukaryota; Viridiplantae; Streptophyta; Magnoliopsida; Lamiales; Orobanchaceae
Source: the annotation of a GenBank genome assembly
AUGAUGCUCAGAAAAGGACAAAAUACAUCAAACGGGUCAGACAAAGAAGCCCGAUUUUGCAACCGGAUAGGAUGUAAUGGAAGAGUCAAAUAUGCCGGUCUGAACCCGAGAAUCGGAAGCUCGGAAAAAGCCAAAUUGUCUACAAAACCAUCCUUUCCCUCUUCAAGUGGGGAUGGGAUGGGAGUAUCUAAGUCAAAAAGUUUGCUUCUUGAUUCAAAGAGGAAAACAUUUUCCCGAUCGGAAGUCAACCCCUCGGGAAGUAGUGGUCAAUCCGGUGAGUCGGAACAUUCUUCCUCGAGUAAGAAUGUAUCAAGGCAUCAUUGUUUCGCAUCAAAAAACGAGAGUUCCGGUGAGAUUAGACCUCGAAAAGUGUUUCAUCAUAAAAACGAGCCAAACAACCAACACACUACUCGGUUGGCAAUUUCUGUUCCUUUUAAUUCCAAAAGCUCCGGCAUAAGGACACUUUAUAAUAGCAACAAAAGUAGUAAUAUUACUAGUAAUAAUGAUGAUAAUAGUAGUAGUAGUAUUAAUGGUAGCAGUAGCAAAAAGGUGAUGAAGAAUAAAAAUAUCGAUGCCGAGAGCAGUUUUUCUCGUCGAGGAAGGGAAAAUGGACGUUUAUACCCCUCGGCCGGUGGUAUCUCCAUCUCCGGCUCUGGAAGUAGCAAUUCUGCCUCUGGUGAUAGCCAAAGCGCCACAAGAAGGGCAGUCAAUGUGAACAGUGGCCGGCCCAGACUUUCUUCUUCUUCUUCUUACCAGCAAAACGGAAGGAAUCAUAAUACAUCUCUUAGUAUCGGUGGGCCCCGGUUUUACGGCACUCGUCCUUCCACUGGUUCGAGUUCUUAUAGUUUUUCUGGUGUUAAUUCUGGGAAUCAAUCCUUUACCAUGGGUGAUCUUGAUUUUACUCAUUUAAUGAACCAUACACAGUAUAGCAUGGAUGGAAUAGCUGAGGUGUUGUUAGCCAUCGAUAGGAUCGAGCACGAUGAGGAGCUUACGCAUGAGCAAUUUUUUUCCCUGGAGACCAGUUUAUUUCUCAGUGGACUGAACCUGUAUGAUCGGCAUCGAGACAUGAGGCUGGAUAUUGACAACAUGUCAUAUGAGGAAUUAUUAGCUCUAGGCGAAAGAAUGGGUACUGUGAGCACUGCACUCUCGGACGAGGCACUUUCAGAGUGCAUUAAGACGAGCACAUACAACGCGGGCCCACAUGGAGUAAGACUCAUAGAGUCGGUCAAAGAUGAAGAUGACCUCAAAUGCAGUAUUUGUCAGGAGGAGUAUGCAGUCGGGGAUGAAAUUGGGAAGCUGGUCGUGUGCCUGCACGAUUACCACCUGACGUGCAUUAAUCAGUGGUUGCGGCUCAAGAAUUGGUGCCCGGUUUGCAAAGCUCCUGCUGCAAAGAAAGAAUGA